Messenger RNA from Paramisgurnus dabryanus, 1768 nucleotides. It is a transcript of the gene meiob, whose product is annotated as meiosis specific with OB-fold. Gene Ontology annotation, molecular function: single-stranded DNA 3'-5' DNA exonuclease activity; single-stranded DNA binding. The record is from RefSeq and is a predicted model, not a curated record. Gene Ontology annotation, biological process: resolution of meiotic recombination intermediates. NCBI's taxonomy places the organism in Eukaryota, Metazoa, Chordata, Actinopteri, Cypriniformes, Cobitidae.
AACUGCUGUUUCAUUUGUUAUUUUUUAAUGAUAAUACAGCUACGGUAAAGUAAGAAAUUCUCUACGAAACGCUUUCACCUCAAAAACUCUUCAAUUGCUUACUGAAAGGAUUUCGGUUGCUACGUGUUGCCUCGGAACAAAAACGCUCAAAUGCAGAACUGUGUGCCAAUAUCAGGGCUUAAUGUCAACAUCACGCAUGCGAAAGUGGUUGGAGUGAUUAUAGGAAAGACUGAUUCAAGAGGAUUUCCUGACAGAAAAAAUGUUGGCUCUGAAAGGUUCACCUUCAGUUUCACCCUAAAAGACUCACCAACUGAUUUUAUCAAUGUGUCUGCAUGGGGAACUGAGGAAUACAUUCAUGGACUGAGCAGUCACUUUCAAAUUGGGGAUUGUGUUGUAAUUGAAAACCCCCUUGUUGUGACGAAAGACUAUGAAAAAGAAGAAAGAUUUUGUCCUUCAACACCCAGUGUUUACAGGCUGUUGGUAACACAGACUCACUCAGCCAUUAAGAUAUGCUCAGAUUUAGAAACGGAGAACAGGAUUCUGCCAUUGUACCACAUGCUAAUUAAAGACCCAGGAGACUUCUAUUCAUUGAGAGACAUUACUGCAAAUGGAAAAAGCCUGGAUGGAAACAUUCUUAACAUUCUAGCAGCUGUUCAAUCGGUGGGAGAGGAGAAAUUCUUCACAAAAUCAGAUGGACGCAAAGGACAGAGGCAAGAAAUAAGGCUGUUUGAUGAGACUGUGAAAUCAUUUCCUUUAGUGUGUUGGGAUAAAGAGACAAUUCAUCUGGUACGAACACAAACACAGAGAGGAACAGUGCUGUUCAUUGCGGAUGCUCGUGUCACCUUUGACAGUUUUCGCAGAUCUAUGAUAGCAACAGUGACCUCAAAAACAAUCAUUACCAUCCAUCCUGAUACAGCAGAGGCCAACCAACUGUACUCAUGUGUAAUGAGAUUGUUAGAAAAUGGCGAUCUGGACCAAGAGGUUCUCCCAGGCGAAAGUAUGCAGUUGGAUUCCAUCAGUGAUGUGCUGACUGUGACCCAACUCAAAGCCAGGUGUCGAGGAGAAGCUGAUGCUUUUCAUUGCAUCACAUAUGGGUUCAUUACAACUCUUGAACUAGAUUGCUCUAUCUCCAAAGUCAUACGCAACAGAUGUGCCAAAUGCAAGGUUGAAAUCAACGAGGAAAGUCAGACUUGUUCCAAUGCUGCCUGUCCAAGUCAGGGACAACAGACGCACAUCACUUCAAGCUUUCACCUGCUGGUAGAUAUCAGCGAUCACACUGGGACAUUAAAGUCAUGCAACCUGGCAGGCACAGUCGCUGAGAAAACCCUGGGUUGCACAACAGAAGAGUUUAUGUAUCUGUCAGAGUCUCAAAGGACAGCUAUGAAGUGGACCUUUCUUAUUGAGAAAUGCAAAAUUUAUCUACAGAUUCUUCCUUCUCCUAAAAACAUAAGUGGAAUGAGGGCAAGCAUUUUGUCAUGUGCACUCGCUGACCCUGUGGAAGUUAAGCAAAACCUUGCACUGUUACUGGUUUAAGGCUGUGUUGCAACACAGCAACCAAACGAAUGAAAUACAUUAAUUGUUAUGUUCUGUGGUUAUAAUUUGUGUUAAUAAUAUUUAUUUUUGAUUAAAAUGGAAAACAUUUGUUUUAUUUAUUAAUAUUCAUAUAAUUAUAUUUUUUGACGUUUCGUUUUAUAUUGUAAGGAUACUUGGCUUGCAUUUGGCUUUUGUAAACUAAUUCAUUUUUGAUGUAUUGACGUAUAAUUUCUUU